CUCGUGCACUUGCACACAGCUCAACACAUUAAGCAACGCGAAUAGAAAAACGUGUCUGAAGGUGUAGGCUGUGGAUAGUGUUCAAACGGUUUCCAGAUUUUAUGCUAACUAAUAGCCCCGUAUCGUGUUUUUUUUUUUUUUGCAAGUUAAUCGCUGCCAUUACCAGCUUUAAAAAUGACCGUACCUUUCUGUUCUGUCAGCAUCUGAAAUCUGGAUCAGGACUGGGCUUUUAACGGGAAGAUCACGCGCCACGCCAAAUUCUACUGCGUCAAAAAAUAUGUAUGUAUUUGUUCAGCGAGUGAAUAUGAACUUUUUGAAGACACUCGGGUAAAACUUCACGAAAGAAUUCAGAGGGCGUGUUCCACAAGUUACGGUCACAUUACCAACCCUGCAGGACAGCUAUAGCUGGGGGACCUGCGGUUACGGAAAUUGUUUCGCAGGAGUGUGAUUUCUGUUGGAACUGUUGUCAUUAGAGCACCCUGGUGAAAGUAUUCCUUUCAUGUGUUUGUGUGUCAGCGGUAUUGCUUAAAGUUUGAUUAAGGCUACGAUGUUACGUGUUAGCAUUUCUCAAAACGCACCCUGGGCGCCAUUGACCUCAAGUGAGGAUCUCCUGCUGCGGAUGUGAUACGUUUUAUUGCAUUUUCGGUGAAUAAUGUGGAGAGCGCGUGAUGCAGCGACGCUGCUUUACAGCACCCGAAAGAGCAAAAGUUAAACCCGGUUAAGAUGACAACCAGCGCGCACCCUGAGACCAUCCAGGUGGGGAAUGGACUUGAAUCUGAUUUUCGGGAUUAUCGAUCAACACAGAAAGAGAUGUCGGCGGAAGAGUCCUGUCAUCAUGACCACAAUAUGAAUAAGGGUGGAAACAGUGAAAGCGGAGAAGGGGGCUUGGAUUCUCCCAAGGUGGCAGGUACUGUAAAGGCACUUUCAACUGCCUGUGAAGACUCCUUUCCAACAGCCUUGUCCAUGCGGCUGUCCGUGGUGCGGGGGCCGGACAGACUUCCUGACGAGGGGCUGCAGGAAGUGCUGAGGGGGAAGCUGAGAGUGCUGGAGGCGGACAGCGGCGAGGUCACAGCCCUCUUCUCCGAACUCUCUGCUCGGUUACUCUCGAUCAACAGUGAAGAAGAUGUCAUAUUCGUUACAUUUAAAACAUUUGAGGAGAUAUGGAAAUUCAGCACAUAUUACACAUUGGGCUUCCUUGGACAGUGCAUGGAGAAUCUGCUCAUGGACCAAGAGUUCUGGCUGAACUCACUGGAGCAGGAUGAUCCCGGAAUAGAAGUCUCAGUUGAAGAAGAAACACUGAGCCUCAUGUACAAAGGGAUCUUAAUGCAAGAAGGGUCUUUUUUCGGGAGCUGUACAACCAAUCAGAUGUUCGACAGCUCCACCUCCGGCAGCGACCUGUACCUGGAGCAGGGCGACAUCGCCAUGUUCGAGCCCCCUUUCCUGGGCUCGGGGUGGACCGUGCUGUCGCUGGUGGACGGGGCGAGAGGCACCAAACCCAAACCAGCGCUGGAGCCCGUCGACCCGUUCCACCAAUGGUUCCUGAAAGCAUGCCCCGAGAACAUCCUGGUCGGAAGUGGCAAGCUGGCGUAUGACUUCCCUUUCCAGUUUGCCGUAGGGUCCUGCGUGGCCACCGUAGAAUACGAUGCUUGUGGGCCGGACGAGCUGAGCUUCGACUGCGGUGAUGUCAUCCAGACCGUGGGCCCGCUGGCGUCCUGUUUCGAGUGGUUUCUGGGGAAACACGAGAGCUCGGGAGAUGUAGGACUAGUGAAGACCUGUCUGGUCAAACCUACCGACUCGCUUUGUGAGUCGACAGAAGCUUUUUUAGACAAAGAGGACAGGCUGCUAUUUAACAUGAAUGACAAGCAUAGUAGAGCAGAGAUGAUCGCUUUGUUGAAUAAAACAUCCAAAAGUGAUGUUGGCACUGUCUACAAACUAGAUUUUAUAGAACCUCAGGAUUGUCCAGGAGGAACAAAUCAAAAUGGGCUGUAUAAUGUAAAUGCUUCAAAACAAGAAGAACUAAGAAGCAAAAUAGACCUGAUUCUGAGUGAACUGAAAGGAACCAGCUCAUUACCAGCCGAAGUGGCAGAGCCGUGUCUGGACGAUGAUACCCCCGAGCCAGCAGGGGGCGAUGACGCGCCGUGCUUCAUCGUCCACUUGGAAGGGGAUAAUCCUAGCUCUGAUGGGUUCCUGCCUCUGCUCAUGUUCCUCAACUGCGGUGACUACAGGGCAGAGUUCUCCGCCCUCUACGACCACGCCCUGCCGUUUCGCGACUCGCUGUUCUCCGGCCACGCCGACGACGACGAGCUGGUGUCCUAUCUGGGGGUCGCCAGGGAGACGGCCCGGAAGAAGAGGAUGUUCUGGGCCCAAAGCAGGAUCUGCUUCCUCCUGGGCAAGAUGUGUGCCAGGAAGUCCAAGUUCUCCCAGGCCCGGGUGUACUUUGAGGAGACGUUGAGCGUGGUCCGGGACCUCUUCACCGACACCCUGCUGCUCAUCUCCGUCUACACCAACCUGGCCGUGAUCUAUCUCAUGCAGAAGAACACGGAGAAGUACUUUGCCGUCUCCGAGCGAGCGGCCGCCUUGCUGAUGGCGAUCCCAGACUACGUCUGCAGUACGGAGAAGGAGCCGGAGGUGUUCAAGUACAUCCUGAAGAAGGCCAUCCUGGCCCACAACAUGGCCGCCGAGGCCAGGGCCUGCUUCCUGCUGUCGAGGGUGUACUGGAGGCUGGAGCGCGCUCAGAACGCCGUGCCCUUCCUGGAGCGGCUGCAGAUCCUCGGCGAGGGGCUCCCGGGGGCCGGCGGCCCCGCGCUCAGCCGCUGCUACCUGGCUCUGGGGCGGCUCUACGGGGAGAAGUACCUCCCCCACCUGGCCCUGAGCGCGGUGCGACGGGCCACCCUCCAGCCCUCCGCCGGCCUCGCCCAAAACCUGGGCGGGAUCGGCCUGGUCCUGGAGAACGCCCCCCGGCUGUACGGCGUGGGGAAGCAGGGCGUCCCCGUCCCGGCCCAGACGGCCCCCUACCUGAGCCGCGCGCUGGUCUUCGCGUCCGCCGACAAGGACCGCGUCCUCUGCCACGCCCUCUCCCUCUGCCUGUCCCAGCUGUUCCAGAAGCAGGGCAUGCUGGGAAAGGCCAUCCAGCACGUCCAUGCGCUGAUUGACCUGGGCCCCGGCGCGAGCCGAGCCGACGCCACCGACGCGCUGGUCUACCUGGCCUGGCUGCACGUCUGCAACGGGGAGCACCGGCAGGCCCUGGGCGUUCUGGACUCCCUGCUGGCCUCCACGCCCGAAAACUGCACCACCCCGCAGGAGGGCGUCGUCUACAACCUCCGCGCCAUCGCCCUGCGGCACUCGGGCGACGUCCGGCAGGCCUCGCUCAGCUACCAGGAGGCCAUCGACAUCUGCGCCGAGUUCGACUCCCGGCACAACUGGGCCAUCGCGCUGGCCAACUUCGGGCUCCUCUGCCUGCAGGCCGGAGCCAGGACCCUGGGCGAGAGCAGCCUGGUCCAGUCCCUGGAGUUCUUCUCCGAGCUGGCGGACGAGGGCCACGAGGUGAACUUCAUCGCCGUGCUCCUGGAGCUGGGCCAGUUCUGCGUCCAGCAGGGUCAGCCGGAGAAGGGGAAGAUCUACUACGAGUGGGCCCUGCUCAUCGCCAUCAAGUCAAACCACUCCGAGUGCCAGCUGCGGGCUACCCGUCGGCUGUGCCAACUUUACCAGGCGAUUUGCCCUGACGAAGCCCAGUGCAUCAUCUACAACGAGCACCAGCUCACCCUGGUGCGCAGGACCGGAGACAAGAGCCAGGAGGGGGACAUCCUGCAGGCCAUCAGCCAGCUGUACCUGAGUUUAGGAACCGAGAGGGCCUACAAGUCGGCGCUGGACUACACCAAGCGCAGUUUGGGCAUCUUUAUCGACCUGAGGAAGAAGGAGAAGGAGGCGUACGCCUGGCUCCAGGCCGGAAAGAUCUACCACAUCCUGAGGCAGAACGAGCUGGUGGAUCUCUAUAUACAGGUAGCCCAGGAUUCGGGCCUGAGCACCGGGAACAGCCACUUCAUCCUGGAGCUGCUGGAGGUGGCAGGGGACGUCUUCUUCAACGGCUUCAGGGAAAGGGAGAAGGCCGUGUCCUUCUACAGGGACCGGGCCUUCCCCAUCGCUGUGAAGACCAGCAACUCCAGGUCCCAGCUGAGGCUCUCCAACAAGCUGGCAGAGCUUCUGAUGCAGCUCAAGCUGUACGGGGAGGCGCUGGAGUUUGCCCAGGCUGCCCUGGACAUCAGUGCCAGCUUGGGAGACCGUCUGAACGAGCGGGUAGCCUUCCACAGACUGGCUACAGUGUACCACUGCCUGGGCCAGUACGAGCUGGCCGAACACUACUUCCUGAAGGCCUUGUCCCUCUGCCCCUCCCCCCUUCAGUUCGACGAGGAGACGCUCUACUACGUCAGAGUCUACCAGACGCUCGGUGACAUCAUCUUCUACGACCUUAAGGACCCGCACGACGCGGCGGGGUACUACCACCUGGCGCUGGCGGCCGCCAUGGACCUGGGCAACAAGCGGUCGCAGCUGAAGCUGUGCACGCGGCUGGCCACCAUCUACCACAACUUCCUGCUGGACCGGGAGCUGUCCCUGUUCUUCUACCAGAAGGCCCGGGCCUUCGCCACCGAGCUCAACGUGCGACGGAUCAACCUGUCGCCCGACCAGAACUUCCACAGCACGUCCCACUACAAGACCGCCGCCACCGCCGCCCCGUAGCCACGGCAACGGCACCGCUCACCGUACGCCGCCCUGGGGCUGCCGGCGAGGUGCAGUUCGGACGCCGCUGGCGGGCCGUUCCUGUGAAAUUCUGUGAUUACUUGCCGAAAAAUCAAAUCACUUAAUUUCAAGAUGGCUGAAUUGAAGCCAAGCAUUUCCGGACCGAGCCGAAAAAACAAAUUACAUGUUGCUGUGAAAUUUUUUUUAUUUUUUUGUAUUUGCGAAUGAUGUGCUGCAGAUGUGUUUUGUUUGCAUUUUACUGACGGCAGGUGAUCAAAACUAUGCACUAGAAAUGUUACAUUUAAGGGACCACGGUCAUUUUUCUGUUUUUCUCUGCCCACGGAGGGAUCUGUUGAUUCAGAAGGACUAACAAAUUGACAGCAGCACUGAGAAAAUCUUGAAAUUUUGUUUUGUAACCUUUUUUAAAGAACAGUUUAAGUCAUUCCUUUGACUUCAUUGGACUUAGUUUUUUAAUGAAAUAUUUGCAUAUUACAAAUUAGUACUCAUUGCUCUGGGUAAAGUUUUUACCUGUAGGGAAAUGGUGAGUAAGUGCCAAUAGAGAUGUAUGUGUAAUUUUGCUCUGGAUUUACAUUUUAAAAGCCCUGUUUGGCUGCUUCCCUAAUCAGCAUUAGCAUACUAAUGCAGAGAAAUGUGACAGAGAGGAGAGUAAUUAACAGUACAUGCUUAGGCCUUAAAUCAUCUGCAUGUUUUUACAUUUUACGUUUUUUAAAUUAUCUCGAAGAGAAACGGAAUCUUCAUUUCAGAUUAUUGCUUUUAGAAAGAACCCAUCAUUUACCAGUAAACUCUUCAGUGUUUAUUCAGCUCAAUACAUUUUUAAAUGGGUCUGUAGCAGUCGGUCCGCCGGAGAGGCGGAUUGGUCUCAGCUGCGCCGGCUGGUGGAGAGAGCACACGCACCUGGGCUGCGUUAGCCAAUCAGCCCAGGUGCUUAAAGGUGUGUGCUGCUCUCCACAAUUCGGGGCCGAGACCGGGCGCUAACACCGAGAGUUUUGUUUUAUUUUUGCAUUAAAGAAAAAGAAAGCAAUCCUCAGCUGGGAUGCUGGAGGAGCUGGACCCGACCAGGAAGGCGGAUCACCUACAGAGCAGAAAACUGAAAAGCAGCUGCUCUGUUUGACUUUUUUUUGUCUUUGUUAUUUUAGCUUGUUUUAGUUUAUUGUUUUUGCCCGGAACCAGAGUCAUUUUAUUUCAUUUGUGUGUGUGCUCUCUCUCUCUCCAUGCGACAGACAACGGUAUUGUCGCAUCUCCUUUCCUGGGGUGUCACGCUUGGCGUGCCACAGGGUCCAAAGGUAAUAAAAUGUUCUGCCAUAGUUUGUUUUAACAUUCCCUGUGUAUCGCAACAUCUGGUUUUAAUAGUAUGGUUUGUGUAGGCUUUGUUAAUACACUGGAGCCCUAAGCAGGGGGAGCUAUAAUCUGAUGAAACAUUUUUAAACCUUAGAAAUUAAAACGAGGCAAGCCUACUGCAUACCGUAGGACAGUGAUAUGAUCAGCGGACGUAACUGCACGCAAGACUCUGUGAAACGUGUUAACUGUGGAGAGAAAUGUUUACGCGCAUACCUGGCAGGGCCAAGUAUCCAGCAGAGGGCGCCAUCACUCUGUAAUACCAGUCUGCAUUCAAGUACAAAGUCUUAUAGGCCAAUGUCAACAAUGAAGCAUUCCUUUUUUUUUUUUUUUUUGAAUUACACGUCCAAAUCAAUAAAUAUUUUGAAACAG
Messenger RNA from Anguilla rostrata (American eel), 6462 nucleotides. RefSeq names its product SH3 domain and tetratricopeptide repeat-containing protein 1. The transcript is spliced from 17 exons. Gene Ontology annotation, molecular function: protein binding. The record is from RefSeq and is a predicted model, not a curated record. NCBI's taxonomy places the organism in Eukaryota, Metazoa, Chordata, Actinopteri, Anguilliformes, Anguillidae. Bases 724 to 4734 code for a protein of 1336 amino acids.